Leptomonas pyrrhocoris is the source of this 506-nucleotide messenger RNA. RefSeq lists its product as hypothetical. Bases 21 to 506 code for a protein of 161 amino acids. The transcript has a single exon. The record is from RefSeq and is a predicted model, not a curated record. NCBI's taxonomy places the organism in Eukaryota, Euglenozoa, Kinetoplastea, Trypanosomatida, Trypanosomatidae.
AGCUCCCUUAUUUUGCAGCAAUGCGACGCUUUGGUGCGUUUGGCAGCUUAUCCGCCUCACGGUGUGGUGCUGCCGCCGCCGCCAGUGGCCCUGCGCUCCGCAGUCACCUCCAUCAAGGCCCGUCGACUGCACCCUCAAGCACGGCGGAGCCCGCCGUCGCCUCUUCUUCCUCACCCGCCACAUCGCCGACACCGCCCCUCACUGAGGACUACAGGGCGCUGCUGCUGGACUUGCUGCUCUACCGGCAAGAAACUGUAGGGCCUCUGCUCACCGCACUGAGGCGAGAACGAGAAGAACUGGAGGCGAAAAUGACGCAGCUGGAAGCGCACAUACGCGAACUGCGUCAAGUACGUGAUGAACUGCGGCUGCUCUCGGAGAAAGAGAUCGGCAGAGAAAAUCGGCAACUGCACGGAGCCAUCAUGAAGGCGGUGGCCCCUCCUCGCGCUGGCGAUGAGGCGCCGUUGUCCUCAUCGCGACAAGCAAGUCCUGAUGAAAUUGUUUUGUAG